CUCUGGGUGAUGACUUUCGUAUGACAAGUCCAAUGAAUGGGACCUGCAGUAUCAGAACUACAAGAAGCUGUUUGACUACAUGAACUCCCAUCCAAAAAUGAAAGUUGAUAUUAAGUUUGGAACUUUGUCUGACUAUUUCAAUGCAAUCUACAAGAAGCAUAAAAUUGCACCUGGGGAUCCUCCCCCAAACAUACCUUCACUGUCAGGUGAUUUCUUCACCUAUGCUGAUCGAGAUGACCACUACUGGAGUGGCUACUAUACCUCGCGCCCCUUCCAGAAGGUUCUUGACCGAGAGAUGGAACACCAGCUGCGGGGUGCUGAGAUCCUUUUCUUCCUGGUCAGUCGAUACCUUAAGAUACAUGAUGGCAGCAAAUUCCCUCUCAUAGAGUUCAUGCAGAGUCUGGUUAAUGCUCGACGGAACCUUGCACUGUUUCAGCACCAUGAUGGUAUUACGGGGACUUCCAAAGACGUCGUAGUUGACGACUAUGGUGACAGGUUGCUGACUGCUAUGAUGGAGAUGAAGAGACUGACAACAGAAUCCAUCACAUUUUUAAUGAUGAAGGAGAAAAGCAAAUACAGCUACUCCAAAGAAAAACCUAUGUUUAAUGUUGUGAGUUGAAUGACUGCUUUUGAU
Octopus sinensis (East Asian common octopus) is the source of this 634-nucleotide messenger RNA. Its product is annotated as alpha-mannosidase 2x-like. The transcript has 4 exons. Gene Ontology annotation, biological process: mannose metabolic process; protein deglycosylation; N-glycan processing. Gene Ontology annotation, molecular function: alpha-mannosidase activity. Lineage: Eukaryota; Metazoa; Mollusca; Cephalopoda; Octopoda; Octopodidae. The record is from RefSeq and is a predicted model, not a curated record. Gene Ontology annotation, cellular component: Golgi membrane. The coding region runs from base 80 to 619 and encodes 179 amino acids.